AUGGGAGACCGUGAAGUUAACAGACAUCGUUCUCGUUCGCCUCGUGGAGGUAAGGUGGCUGGACUUAAAGAACCUUGUACAUCAGUUUAUAAAAGGUGUGUUUUAUGCAAAGAUUAUUAACUAUAACUUUUAAGAUUCGAUCUUCUACUGGAUUUGAUGCACAAGGUUCUUUGGUCAGUUUUUUGAUAUUUUUAUUGGUUUUUAGGUAAUUUGAAUAUGAUACUCAUAACAAACCAUUUUAUUUUCUUAUCUCAAGUUAGCUUAUUGACUUUUGAUGCUCUAAAGUUUAAAGAAAAAGUAUAUUUGAUUAAUUUUAGAACGCAGACGAUCUCCAGAACGGCGCCGCUCCAGAAGUCCGCGUCGCAGAAGUAGGUCGCCCAGAAGUCAUCGUGACGAACGUCCCAGACGCCGCACACCGGAAAAGAAUGGCAGAAAAACUCGGGAAGAACGUUCGGAUCGUCGCAAGCAUCGUAGCCGAUCAAAAGAACGCACGGAGAAGCCGAAAGAGGUAUCAGUAGAAGAAACAGCAGCGGUAUCUGAGGAAGAUCUCAUGAAACAAAUGGGAUUUGCUGGAUUUGACACAACCAAAAACAAGAAAGUUGCUGGAAACAUUGAAGGCAAAGCUAAAGUACAUAAGAGGAGGAAGUAUCGUCAGUACAUGAACAGAAAAGGCGGAUUCAAUCGGCCGUUGGACUACAUUGCAUGA
This is a messenger RNA of Bursaphelenchus okinawaensis, 706 nucleotides long. The record is from the annotation of a GenBank genome assembly. NCBI's taxonomy places the organism in Eukaryota, Metazoa, Nematoda, Chromadorea, Rhabditida, Aphelenchoididae.